Messenger RNA from Mucor mucedo, 327 nucleotides. RefSeq lists its product as uncharacterized. The transcript has 2 exons. Bases 1 to 327 code for a protein of 108 amino acids. The record is from RefSeq and is a predicted model, not a curated record. Lineage: Eukaryota; Fungi; Mucoromycota; Mucoromycetes; Mucorales; Mucoraceae.
AUGUUUUCGACAUGGCCAGCAAAAAGUAAAGACACGACUGACAAAAGCAAAUUGGCACCCGCUGGUUUUGAUUUCAAGUGUGGCCUAUACAACAAAGUAUGUAAAUCAGCAGGUGUCCUUACAUUACACAAUAGUUGCAUGUAUUUACCCGAACCCUUUAGUACUGCAGUUAAGCCUUCCUCUAAGGCAAUACUUCAGUUGAAGUCUGCAUUCUCAUCACCAGUGACACUUAAAGAUACUGACCAACCCGUAACAGCUAAACACAAGGUUAAUGACCCCACAGAUAACAAGGCUUGUUCAAUCAAGCGCCUUAAGGAAAGAGUCUAA